Molecule: messenger RNA, 977 nt
Organism: Drosophila grimshawi
Lineage: Eukaryota; Metazoa; Arthropoda; Insecta; Diptera; Drosophilidae
Gene: mip40
Product: protein lin-37 homolog
Exons: 1
Coding region: 70-891 (273 amino acids)
Biological process (GO): negative regulation of transcription by RNA polymerase II
Cellular component (GO): Myb complex; transcription repressor complex
Source: RefSeq, a predicted model, not a curated record
UAAUCGCUCAUCCCUAGCUUGCAUUUGAAAAUAUAAAGUUGAUGAAAAUACAACUAAAAAACAAAGGACAUGAAAGUGCCGCAAAAGAAACCACAACGUGCAGCAAGUGGCGAGACGACGCCCCAGCGCCGCAAAGCCGAAUCCAAAGAGGAGGCGGAGCCACCACUGCCUAUGCUCGAAAUUGACGACGACAUCGAAUCGGAGCUGCCGAUUCGGGGACGUCCCUCGAAGAAGCUGUUACUGCAGAAGCAACAACAGCGCGCCCAACUGCAAGCCGCUAAACUGCAAUCCGAGCAAAAGGAUUCCCCUUCCACUGCAACAUCAUCAUCCGUAUCCGCAUCACCAUCCGCAGCCGCAUCUUCAACUGGACGCAGCAAAGCGAAACGUUCGCUAUAUAAAAAAGUCGAUAAUCAAACGGGAACAAAACCGCACAGCGAAUCCUACGUGAUGCGUUUAUUUGAUCGCAGCUUAGACUUAUCCAAAUAUGAGGAUAAAACGCCGCUUUAUCCGAUUUGCCGGGCGUGGAUGGCCAAUCAGCCGCGUAAUCCCAAUGUGGCCAUUUACAAAACUGACGGCUCGGUACCCAUCGUCAAGCGGGAAGAUAACGCCGAAGAGAUUUUGGCCCAGUUGCGCAGCGGCGAAUUGAAGGUUGUCAAACAGAUGCCGAAGCCACGUGACACGGACAUGGAUCCGAUACCACAACGACUGCCACAGCCAAAUCACAAAGAUUCCGGCAAUCUGGAAGGUGCCAGCAAAGACAAGCUGCUCGCUUCCAAUAUGACGCACUGGAAGCAGGUGCGCUGCCAUAGGCUCAAACAUGCCCAGGCAUACGAACGUGCCCGUUACGAGAUAAUCAAUCAGAUAAUUGACGAGGUCUGCAAACACAAAUAACCAAUUAGAUAAUACUGUAAUAAUAAUAAUAGUAAUGGAUAAUUCAUUUCACUUGAAUAAAUUUGUAUUUGAUCAGCUGUCGAAAU